AUGGCCACCCUAUUCCGGUCAUUUCGGAGCUCCUCGAUGCCCAAGAGGCUGCUCCGCUAUGCCCUGGCCAGGCUGGACCUGCUCGAUGCGGACGCCCUGGACAUGGAUAACCUGGACUUGGCCAUCGGGAGGAAUAGUGUCUUCGAAUUCCGUGACGUCGGCGUCAAGCUCAAGAAACUCGAGAAGCUGCUGAAGCUGCCCCCGACCCUCCGACUCCGACGAGCCAAGGUGAUCCUGCUACGCAUCACCGUCCCCGUCGACAUCUACACGAGCCCCAUCAUCAUCGACGUCGACGGCGUCGACGUCAGGCUCCAAGUCCUCGACACCGAGCGGAAACCCGCCGCCACGACGGGGGAUCCGGGAACGCAAGCCCCCCACCGUCACGAUAUCGUCCCCAAUACGGUCGACCUGGCCCAGUCGUUCCUCGACUCACAACCUUCGUCGGAACGGAAGCAGCUGGAAGAUGCCCUGGUGGCUGAGACCCAGGACCUCGGCGCCUCGGUAUCUAUGAGCGAUGAUGGGAGCGUCGAGGACGAGCCUCUGGGGACGGGACAGCCCUUGUCACUACCAUCCUUCCUCGCCGACUUCCUCCAGGGCGUCGUGGAUCGCACCCAGAUCAACAUCUGCAGCGUCACAUUCCAGCUCGAGGCCAACGUCCCCGUUGACCCGGCCUCAUCUAACCCCGAACCGGUGUCCUUCCAGGUCUCCCUCGAGCGCAUCGACGUCCAGGGCGUCACCACCCAGGAUGCUGCAUCCCCUGCCAUCGUUCCCAAGGAGGGAAAACGCCACAUCUCCCUCAAGAAUGUCCGUGCUUAUCUGGUGUUGGAAGCCAGCGUCUUAUCGGCACUGGCACGGUCCCCCUCCACGGCGUCGCCCUCGCUCGCCUCGUCCCCCGCCAUGACCAGGAACCCGCCCACGAGGGAAGGCUCCGGUGUCGAACAGGUCAGCCCUCUGCAGCCUUCGGGCACCCUUCCCUCCGCACCCCAGGGGUCGGUGGGGACCCUGCCUCUCGACGACGGCCGCGAAGACGACGACGCCUCCUCGGGAUCCGAAGGUUCACUAGAGGACAGCGAAGAAGCCCUGGGCAUCCCGUACGAUGACAUGUCCGAAGGCGACCUGCAUGACGACGACGGACCUCCCACGCCCCGCGCAUCCAUCUACCAUGGGUUUGAUGCGUCCCCGGAGGCGUCCAUGUUCCAUUCCACCAUGGCUGUCGCUGACUCUGCGCUCCUUGAUACUCACCCUCCCUUGUGGGCUAGUGCCCAGUCAGGGUCGGCCUCUGAGCAGUCCGAAGGUGCGCGUCUCUCGGGCUCCCGAGAGUCCGGUGCGACCCUGGCAGGAGCCCGAGAUGAUGAGCCCGCUUCUCCUGCCGCUAACGCCACCGCAUUCGACGAUGCCAGCGACAGCUCCAACGAGGACGAUCUGACUCGUUCUCAUCUCUACACUCAUGAAGAAGCCGAGAGCAUGUACCUGAGCGCAUUCUCGUCAGGUAGCUCCGGAGAACACCCACGCUCCCCAGAGCUCCAGCGCCCUGCUUCGCUCAUAGACAUAGCGCAGCCGACCACCACCCCCCCGGGGCCGCCUGACGACGCACCGCGGAGCGUGAUGCCUGGCGGUUGGGGCGAAGAGUCUGUUGUCGAGGACGGGCCGGUGGCUUCACCGACGCCUAAGCCUGCGACCGUCGAGGAUAGGACCAUCUCACCGGAGCCUGUCGGCGACCGGCCGAACGACGAAGAGUCGCUAAAGGGCAUCGAACUAGAUGACGCGGCCACGCCCAAAGGCCCGGCCAGGCUGGUCAAAGAAUUCCUGUCUUUGGACAAUAUCUCCAUCUACGUACCCACGCACCAUCAUCAUGUUCAUGCGGAGACCUCUUCAGCAGAGUCCGUCGCCAACCUCGACCGGUCUGCCUACCCGCAGGCGCCUGGAGCCUUUUCGAUUCACGGUUCCGCCCCCAGGGAUACCCGGCAUCGUCCGGCUUCCACCUAUCAGCCGCCGGCCGAUGAUGACGCGGACAACGCCCUGGAGGUUGAUCUGUCCCCGAUAUCUAUCCGCUUUGAUGCCUCGCUCGGCUUCCUACUUGCCGUCAUCACGGGAAGGUUGAGCGAGGCAGUCAAACCCAAGCCUGACCCCACGGCUGAGUCUGGUCCGCAGGCACCGAAGGUCCCGACUGCAGCGCCCUCCGCCCCGCCCCCUGAGCUCAAGCUGAAUCUGCAGGAGAUAUCCAUCGACUUUGUCAACCAACUAGGCGGUGUUGCUGAUACUAUCGAACGCUACAUGGGCCCCAGCGUGUUCAAUUUCGACAACGAUGUGCUGCUCAAUGCCACCCUGCAGAACUUGACGGCUUCCGUAUCAUAUCCCAGUCCGGCCUCCAAGACGCGUGAGGCCAAAUCGUCGAGUCAGGACGUGGUGCCUACCAUCAAGCUCGAGCUUGAAAAGUUCCGCUUCGGCCACGCCAAUGAUGACAUCAUUUCGUUUGACAAAGCACGGCCGAUGAGCACGUCCGUUCGUGACACCUUUCUCUCCUCGGGACACGACGUGGCAAUCAACAUGGUGCAAUCAAACGGUGAUGUUCGCAUUGACGUCGAGACCCUACCCAUUGCCAUCCAGAUUGACUUGCAGAGGCUCGAUGAGACGUUUGGUUGGUUCGGCGGCCUCAGCAGUUUCCUCAAUAUGAGCACAUCCAUGGCGUCUGUGCACUCCUCCACCGUGAAACAGAGCUCUCCAGCCAAGCCGAAGCCGCGUGGCGUGCGCUUCGAGGCUCCCGUCGAACCGAACAACAAGACGGCAGCUUCGGAGAGCAAGAUCAGCCUCCGACUAGGAGGCUCAUACGUAGAGCUUCGAGGAAAGGACUGCAGCGUGUCUGCCGAGUCGAGCGCCAUCAAGCUUAUCAGCAGAGACGAAGUCCUCGGCGUCGCCAUCAGCUUCCUUCGCCUGUCGGGCCCGCACAUACGGAACUCCAUGGCUGACCCCGCCAUCACCACCGAGGCCAGCGGUAUCCGUCUGGACUUCCACACGACUCCGAAGGAUGCCGACCUCGAGCGGCUGCUCGAGCUCAUCACGCCGUCCAGUGCCAAAUUCGACGGUGACAACGACGAGAUAAUGGUAGACACGCUCUUGAGGCAGAGGAGGAAGGGGUCUGUCCUGCGGGUCGGAGUCGACGCCGUCGCGACACGCGUCAAGAACCUCGCACAGCUGUCCAUCCUGCCAGCAUUUGGCGACGAUAUCGCGAAGCUGUCCACGGUGGCAAAGUACCUCCCCGAGGAUGACCGCCCCGGUCUCCUGACCCUGGCCAGGAUACAGAAGACGACGGCGCAGGUGGACUGCGGCGGCGGGAUCGGCGUGCUUGACCUUGCCCUGGACCAGCUGGAGGCUGCCCACAUCACCGUACCCUCCCUCUUGGCCGUGGCAGCUUGCGGGCUGUCCCUGCAUCGCAACGGGGAGGAGGAGCUGGUCAGGUCUUCGGCGCAGUUCUCGGGCCAGGGUGCGUCCCGGGUCCCUGUCAUGAUGGCGCGCAUGAUUGGCGACGACAUCGAGCCGGUCAUCAAACUGAAGCUACAGCAUGUGGCCGUCGAGUACCGUGUACCUUUUAUCAUGGACCUUCUCGGCCUAGGAGACGAUGCCACGCCCCAAGACUUUGAAUCCGGCCUCGCAGCUUCGGUGGCAAGUCUUGGUGACCAGGCUCAAGCCACGCUGGCGCAGUCUAGCAGACAGCAGCCAGCGGACCCUUCCUCCAAGCCCAAGAAACCUAUGACACUGGACGUCGGGUUUGGGGACUGCCUGAUCGGCCUCAACCCGCUCGGCAGGACAUCCAAGAUGACCAUCUCCCUGACCGAAUCCCGGCUCCAGGUCGUUCUUCCGAAGGAGGAUGCGCUCAGGGCGACUCUCGCUAUCAACAAGGCCUCCAUUCUCCUGAUCGACGACGUGGGACAGCUGGUGCCUCCCGACCACAGGAGGGCCAUGUCCCACCGACGGUCUGCCUCGAUAGCGUCGAAGCAGGUGGCUGACCUGCGCGUCCAGGGGUAUGUGGACAUCUGCUACAUAUCAUCCGCCACAGUGGUCGUCAGCGUGGACCCGGGCCCAGACGGCGAGAAGCAGGUUCAGGUGGAUGUGCGCGAUGAUCUCCUGGUCCUCGAGACGUGUGCCGAUUCUACCCAGACACUCAUCUCCUUGGCAAAUGCAUUGAAGCCCCCGACGCCGCCGAGCAAGGAGAUCAAGUACCGCACGAACGUGAUGCCGAUGGAAGAUCUUCUGGCCUCUAUCUCGGCCGAGGCUUUUGGGAGGCCGGAAGGAGAGUACGACUUUGACCAGGACUUUGCGGGUGCCCAAGAGAUGGCCGGGAGUGGCUCAGACAUCGGAUACGGGAACGACAGCCCCUUGCGCGUCGACUCAAGGUACUACAAUGAGCAUGGCGUGGACGGAGAAGAGAUGUUUGACGCCAUGAAGUCAUCGGGCAUAUCGUCUGACGGGACGGCAUCGAUGCAGGACACCGACGAAGGCGUCCUCCUGUCCGGCACCCAGGCUUCGCUGAACGACGCCGCUGUGACCGCCGACGACGAUAGCGAUGGUGGAGGCCUGGAGAUACACGAGGGCUUCUUCGCUGCCGAGAGCAGCCCCGACAGUGGCCACCCUACAGCCAAGACGUGGAAUUCCAAGAAGAACACGUACGACCGAGCACCCGAGAAGCUUGUCAGGCGCAGCCCUCUCAAGGUGACCGUACGGGACACGCACUUCAUCUGGAACCUCUUCGACGGCUACGACUGGGUGCAGACACGCGACGUUAUUGGCAAGGCGGUGCACGAUAUCGAGCACAAGGCGCUCGAGCGCCAGGCACGUGCCGAGGGGUCGUCCAACGUCUACGAGGAGGAGCUCGAAGAUGAGGAGGCGAUUGGAGACUUCCUGUUCAACUCCAUCUACAUCGGCGUUCCGGCGAACCGGGACCCGCGUGAGCUGUCGCGGGCCAUCAACGACAACCUCAAUGACAAUGCGACCGAGACGGAGUCGGUGGCGACGACGGCCUUUACGGGUGUCACCGCAACCCGAGCGGGACGGGCACACCAGAAGUCGAAGCGCCUCAAGCUCAACAGGAGCAGGCACCACAAGAUCACCUUUGAGCUCCAGGGCAUCAAUGCCGACCUGUUUGCGUAUGCUCCGGGUGCGGACAACACAGAGAGCAGCCUGGACGUGCGCGUCCAGAACGUCGACGUCUUUGACCACGUGCCCAGCUCUACGUGGAAGAAGUUUGCGACGUACGACCGGGAUGCGGGGGAGCGGGAGAUGGGUGCGCCCAUGCUGCAUCUGGAGAUGCUCAACGUCAGGCCGCUCUCGGAUCUCCCCGUGUCGGAGAUUGUGCUCCGCACCACGUUGCUGCCGGUGCGACUCCACGUGGACCAGGACGCUCUCGACUUCAUCACGCGCUUCUUCGAGUUCAAGGACGGCAGCGUGCCGGUGCACUCGUCACCCAGCGAUGUGCCGUUCAUACAAAGGGCCGAGGUGAUGAGCGUGCCUGUCAAGCUCGACUUCAAGCCGAAGCGGGUCGACUACGCGGGCCUGCGAUCGGGUCACACGUCGGAAUUCAUGAACUUCAUCGUGCUGGAGAAUGCCAACAUGGUCCUCCGACACGCCAUCAUCUACGGCAUCUCGGGCUUCGACCGGCUCGGCAAGACGCUCAACGACCUCUGGACGCCGGACGUGACCCGUAACCAGCUGCCUGGUGUGAUUGCGGGUCUCGCGCCCGUCCGCUCCCUCGUCACCAUCGGCAGCGGCAUCAAGGAUCUUGUCGAGAUUCCGAUUCGCGAGUACCACAAGGAUGGCAGGGUGGUGCGCAGCAUCUCUAAGGGAGCGGCGGCUUUCGCACGCACGACGGGAACCGAGAUUGUCAAGCUGGGCGCCAAGCUGGCCGUGGGUACCCAGUACGCCCUGCAGGGUGCGGAGGAGAUGCUCACCGAGAACGGCCGACGGCAGGAUCAGGCCGUGGACGUCGGCGGGUGGGACGGCAGCGACGCAGAGGAAGACUGGGAGCCGGAGGAGCGCAAGCAGAUCUCGCUGUACGCCGACCCGCCGCCCAGCGUCCUGCAGGGUCUGCGCGGCGGAUAUCGGUCGCUCACUCGGGACGUCAACCUCGCCAGGGACGCCAUAAUCGCCGUGCCCGGGGAGGUGAUGCAGAGCCGGUCGCCUGGCGGGGCGGCCAAGGCCGUAUGGAAGAGGGCGCCUACGAUUGUGUUCAGGCCGGCUGUGGGAGUGACCAAGGUGGUUGGGCAGACGCUCAUGGGGGUGACGAGUGCCAUCGACCCGCAACAUAGACGGAGGGUUGACGAGAAAUACAAAAAACACUAG
Messenger RNA from Geosmithia morbida, 6333 nucleotides. Its product is annotated as autophagy-related protein 2. Gene Ontology annotation, cellular component: extrinsic component of membrane; phagophore assembly site. The transcript is spliced from 3 exons. Gene Ontology annotation, biological process: reticulophagy; autophagy of mitochondrion; autophagosome assembly. NCBI's taxonomy places the organism in Eukaryota, Fungi, Ascomycota, Sordariomycetes, Hypocreales, Bionectriaceae. The record is from RefSeq and is a predicted model, not a curated record. The coding region runs from base 1 to 6333 and encodes 2110 amino acids. Gene Ontology annotation, molecular function: phosphatidylinositol-3-phosphate binding.